Molecule: messenger RNA, 438 nt
Organism: Tupaia belangeri chinensis (Chinese tree shrew)
Lineage: Eukaryota; Metazoa; Chordata; Mammalia; Scandentia; Tupaiidae
Product: 40S ribosomal protein S15a
Exons: 1
Coding region: 10-399 (129 amino acids)
Biological process (GO): translation
Cellular component (GO): ribosome
Molecular function (GO): structural constituent of ribosome
Source: RefSeq, a predicted model, not a curated record
GCCGCCAUAAUGGUGCGCAUGAAUGUGCUGGUUGAUGCCCUCGAGAGCAUCAACAAUGCUGAAAAGAGAGGCAAACGCCAAGUUCUUAUCAGGUGCUCCAAAGUCGUCGUCCGGUUUCUAACUGUGAUGAUGAAACAUGGUUAUAUUGGCGCAUUUGAAAUCAUUGAUGACCACAGAGCUGGAAAAAUUGCUGUGAACCUCACUGGCAGAUUAAAUAAGUGUGAAGUGAUCAACACCAGAUUUGGUGUGCAACUCAAAGAUCUAGAGAAAUGGCAGAAUAAUCUGAUCCCAACACAUCAGUUUGGUUUCAUUGUACUGACAACCUCAGCUGGCAUCAUGCACCAUGAAGAAGCAAGACGGAAACAUACAGGAGGGAAAAUCCUGGGAUUCUUUUUCUAGGGCUGUAAUACACAUAUACAAAUAAAACGCCUCAUUGGA